GUUCUGGCUACGGCUAUCGACUGCAUCUCUUUCUGAUUAUCCGCCAAACCUACCUUUCAGACACAUUGAUCUAACACGAUGACUGUCGAGGUCAUAGCGAACGUGUUCCCAGCUCUAGGCAAAGAGGAUGAAGUCGCAGCUGCUCUGCAGUCUGUAGUAGCCUCAGCUCGUGAGAACGAGCCUGGUUGUCUACGUUACCAAGUGUACAGCCACCGUGACUCGGAUGGCCGUAUACUGCAAUACGUCAUUCUUGAAGAAUACGAAAACCACGCGGCAUUCGAGAACCACAUUGGUUCUAAGGCCUUCAACAAGGCGAAAGCUUGUUUAGAAGAUCAACAACUGUUGGCUAAAGCAUUAGAGAUCAUGUUUGUGGACAAAGCCUUUGGUUUUUAGAAGUGCUUCUUGCUGUCGUACUUCACGAAUCAGCCUUGACUCGGAGGACGAUACACGACGUAUAUGGUUAUCGAAUUUUGGAGUGCGCAAUGGAAGCCUAUCUCUGGUUACCUCCACUGCAGCGUAACAUAUCUUAAUGCACAUGCGGAAGAAAUGUUAAGAGCAGGGUCAUCCCACAGAUAUCGAAGCCUUCGCGAUGCCAACGUGAACAGUACAUGUGGCGGUACCGCCGGUUGGGAACGGCCCUGAUGCAGUGCCUAUCACAUUGAGAAGAUCAUGAUGUCCGAAUUAACAUCCGCAAGCAACUUCCCAAGUCUCGCGUCUUGACUCGCAAAGGUUGAGUACCGUCAACUCUUGCCAUAUCAAAGCGUGCUGCAGACGGAGACAGGCGCCAGAGUUUGCUCGCUGGCCCACCGCUGCGAACUGACAAAUGCCAUUAUGCCAUUUCACAG
Aureobasidium pullulans EXF-150 is the source of this 845-nucleotide messenger RNA. RefSeq lists its product as uncharacterized. Lineage: Eukaryota; Fungi; Ascomycota; Dothideomycetes; Dothideales; Saccotheciaceae. The transcript is spliced from 2 exons. The coding region runs from base 79 to 393 and encodes 104 amino acids. The record is from RefSeq and is a predicted model, not a curated record.